Molecule: messenger RNA, 1172 nt
Organism: Lethenteron reissneri (Far Eastern brook lamprey)
Lineage: Eukaryota; Metazoa; Chordata; Hyperoartia; Petromyzontiformes; Petromyzontidae
Source: RefSeq, a predicted model, not a curated record
CGUCCGAGGUCACCGACGCGUGGUAUAGCGAAAUUGGACGACACAACUUCGACAUCCUGAGCCCUCAGCCCGAGUCCGCUCGCUUCUGCCAACUGGUGUGGAGGGCCUCGCAGAGACUCGGGGUCGGCCGUGCCGUCAGCCCCCAGGGCUGCGUGGUGGUCGUGGCCCUGUACGACCCCCCCGCGCUCGGGCAACGGUGCGCGACUCCCGGCAACGAUGCCGACAUGAUCGCCGUCUCUCCGGUGGCAGCGCCGAACGGAAGUUGUGUCCCGGGGACAGAAGCGGUGGACGAAGACUGCGGCCCGAGGGUGGCAGAAUCGGCGGACGAUGACGAUUGUGUACUGGCGGUGGACGCGGGGGUGAUGCUUACCGUGGACGACGCCUCGGGCGUUGGGAAGUCGGAGAAGUCGUCCCUCGUCGAAGGGGUUCCGGAAAGCGAGGCGAUGGAAGAUCCAGAACGUUCCGUGGCAGAAAGCACGGCAACCGUGAUGGGCGAAUCGGCAGGCACACGUGCCGUGGGUACACGUGGCAAGACCGAUGCCUCGAGUGAGAUGGCACCAAAGGAAGCCAUGCCGAAAUCAGUUUCCUUCUUGUCACUUGGAGAUGCCCCCUGGACAAUGGAGCUGCUGUCGAUGCAGUCUGCCGACACAGACUUGGACACAGAGGAGAGCUCGGGCACAGAAACUCUGGUGAUGGAUUCAGACAGAACAACUUGUGAAAUAAUGGAAAGAUCUGAGGCGGAAGCAAUUGAAGAGCUCCCGUGGGUGGUAGAAAGGGGGCAUGGAGGUGCAGGCUCAUGUGAAGGAGUGGGAAGAGAAGACACUCUGGUGAUGGAGAAAAUUCUAGACGAGUCUCGCCCAAAAGAGCACACCGGAGGUGGAGAUGAAGCAGAGAUGGUGGCUGGGAAAGAUAUCCGAACAAGCGAGGAGGACCAGGAGGAGUUUUGUAUGGACGUCCUGGCGGAGCACAACCGCCUGCGCGAGAUCCACGGCGCCCGGCCUCUGCGGCGGAGCGUGGCCCUGGGCCGGGACGCGCGCGCCUGGGCCCGCGUGCUGGCACGCUCGCGGGCGCUGCGGUCCCACCCCACCGUGCCGCACGGCCAGAACGUGUGGGCCAGGCACAUCGGCACGGGCGAACUGCCCAAAGGUGGAGAUGGGGAGGGUGCGGUGUAA